UUAGGUGCGGUGGAAGAGGUUGGUGAUGAAAUUAGAGGAGCCUCUAAGUUGUUGCCGCAUCUCAAGUUCCUGCAUCUGGAGAACUGUCCCGAGCUAAUAGCUCUUCCGGAAGGUCUGGGGUAUGCCACCAACUUGCAACAACUGCAAAUUAUGGACGCCCACAACCUGAGAGAAAUCAAAAACCUCUCCUUAACUGGCACUCUCCACAUUGACAGACACCUGACGUUAGAAAGAGUAUCCAACCUUCCCAUGUUGAAAUCUUUGCAUAUACUGAAUUGCCCAAGAUUAGAGCAUGUGGAGAAUGUCGGAAAGUUGCAAUUCCUGGUCGUGGUCCUGGAACAUCCUUUUGUGCUACAGGGGCCCUCAGAGAUACCCACUGGUCACUCCCCGGAGUGCCUCCCAGAUGUUUCCAAUAAUCCUGAUCAACAAUCGGAGCACCUCCCCCAGUGGUUAUUGGAACUACUCGGGCAGCAUCAAAAUGCUCCGACUGCGGUCCAGAAUCUCAGAAAAUUUGUACUGACAUGCGGCUCAGCACUGUUUAAGAGCUUUCUGAAGGAUACACCAAAUUUCAUCCAGUGGAUCCCUGAGGUUCGGAUCCGAGACAUAGAUGGUUCCUCAUGGAUACGAUAUACCAAGGGACCCCCUCCCACCUUUCAAACCAACGAGCAAACGGAAGGCUAA
This is a messenger RNA of Elaeis guineensis (African oil palm), 681 nucleotides long. Lineage: Eukaryota; Viridiplantae; Streptophyta; Magnoliopsida; Arecales; Arecaceae. The record is from RefSeq and is a predicted model, not a curated record.